AUGGAGAAUCAGUAUUAUGCACCGCCACAUGUGGAUGCAUCUAGGCCAUCACUAGGAUUUCCACUUGGAACUGCUGUUCUGUUGAUUGUCAUAUUUAGCUUGAGUGGCAUAUUUUCUUGCUGUUACCAUUGGGAUAAGCUUCGCUCUCUACGCCGCUCUUUUGCUGAUCUUGAAGCUGGCAUGGAUCCUACUUCUUUGAAAUCUAAGCAAAAUCACAUGAAUUGGAAGCAAAGCCAAAGCACAAUUUUGCCAGCAGUUUUAAUGCCAGGUGAUGAUGUUCCAAAAUUCAUAGCAAUGCCAUGUCCAUGUCAGUUUCCUAAACCGGAAAAGGUUGUUGGAGAGUCGCACAAAUUACCGCCACCGCUACCUUCGCCUCCUAAGCCGCCACGCACGGUGGCAGCAGUACCUUUCUACUUGUAAAAAAGAAAAAGGAAAAAAAAGCUUUUGAUUUAGGACUUGAAAUCA
Lycium ferocissimum is the source of this 465-nucleotide messenger RNA. RefSeq lists its product as uncharacterized. Bases 1 to 420 code for a protein of 139 amino acids. The transcript is spliced from 2 exons. The record is from RefSeq and is a predicted model, not a curated record. Lineage: Eukaryota; Viridiplantae; Streptophyta; Magnoliopsida; Solanales; Solanaceae.